CGACCCACACCAGGAGCCAAUCUAAUGAAUCAAAAGUGAACCCACCAACUCCAAAAGAAUAUUUUGAUAGAGCGUUGAAAAAUCUGGGAGAGACUGUUCUUUAACUUUCCCAAACGUUGAUUCUUCUUCUUCUUCUUCUUCUUCAUCCCCUCUACGCAAUCGCCCACUUCAGAUUCGCCAACUUCUCUGCAACAGUAGCACCGCCAAUCACAGUCCCCAUACCUUUUCAUAAUGCAGAAGAGUCCGUCAGCAUCCGCCUUAGGUCCCGGCGGCCUCGACCUUUCACAGGCCUUCUUCAAGCCCAUCCCUGACGCCUCUCCUCCCUCGACCUCCAAGGGCAACACUAAAAUCUCUGUUAUUGGCGCUGGUAACGUCGGCAUGGCCAUCGCUCAGACCAUCCUCACUCAAGAUUUGGCCGAUGAACUCGUCCUCGUCGACGCCAAGCCUGACAAGCUCCGCGGCGAAAUGCUCGACCUCCAACACGCCGCCGCCUUCCUCCCCCGCACCAAAAUCAGCGCCUCCACCGACUACUCUAUCACCGCUGGAUCCGAUCUCUGCAUUGUCACAGUCGGCGCUCGUCAGAUCGCCGGCGAAUCUAGGUUGAAUCUCCUGCAGAGGAACGUUGCUCUAUUCCAGAAGAUAGUUCCGCCGCUUGUUCAGUACUCUCCCGAUACGAUAUUGUUAAUCGUUUCGAAUCCGGUGGAUGUUUUGACCUAUGUUGCUUGGAAGCUCUCUGGUUUUCCCUCGAAUCGAGUUAUUGGAUCAGGAACAAAUCUGGACUCGUCUAGGUUUAGGUUUCUCAUUGCCGAUCAUCUCGACGUCAACGCUCAGGACGUUCAGGCAUACAUAGUGGGGGAGCACGGCGACAGCUCAGUGGCGCUCUGGUCAAGCAUAAGCGUGGGCGGGGUGCCAAUACUAAGCUUUCUAAAGAGCCAACAAAUUGCGUACGAGAAGGAAACAUUAGAGAACAUUCACAAGGAGGUGAUAGGGGGGGCGUAUGAAGUAAUACGCCUAAAGGGCUACACGUCAUGGGCGAUCGGGUACUCGGUGGCUAGCCUUGCCCGAUCACUCCUUCGUGACCAGCAGAGGAUCCACCCUGUAUCCGUCCUCGCAAAAGGGUUCUACGGCAUUGAUGGGGGCGACCUGUUCCUCAGCCUGCCCGCACGGCUAGGGCGAGGCGGAGUAUUGGGGAUUACCAAUGUGCAUCUAACCACGGAGGAGAUGCGGCGGCUGCAGGACUCGGCCAACACCAUCUUGCAGGUGCAAUCGGAGUUGGGGAUUUGAAAACUUCAGCACUUGCUAACCAUGGAUGAUGAUAUGAAUGUUUUUGAUGAUAUAUUUUGAUGGGUUGCUGUGCUAACCAUGGAUUAUGAACGUGUAGGUCAUUAUAUAGAUUUUAAUUA
Messenger RNA from Cucurbita moschata (crookneck pumpkin), 1403 nucleotides. Its product is annotated as L-lactate dehydrogenase A-like. Gene Ontology annotation, biological process: carboxylic acid metabolic process. Gene Ontology annotation, molecular function: L-lactate dehydrogenase (NAD+) activity. NCBI's taxonomy places the organism in Eukaryota, Viridiplantae, Streptophyta, Magnoliopsida, Cucurbitales, Cucurbitaceae. The record is from RefSeq and is a predicted model, not a curated record. The coding region runs from base 232 to 1284 and encodes 350 amino acids. Gene Ontology annotation, cellular component: cytoplasm. The transcript has 3 exons.